AUGGGAGGGAAUGGUGUCUGCGAGAAGGAUGACAUGGCUGAGCAGCCCAACGCAGAGCCCGACAAGCAGCUCUCGCCCUCACCUCACACCCCUGCCCUGCCUCGGCCUGCCUUCCCCACUGACCCGCUGACCACACCAGCAGGGCGCUCCGGGCCAUGGGGGGAGGCGUGGGGGGCUGUGCCAGAUGCUGAUCCCUCGUGGUCCCCCCCUGGGGUGUCAGAGUCAGGCACUGCAUCCCCCAGCCAGGCACCCACCACUGCUGGAACAUCCCUGGCACCCCGCACUGGGGCUGCUGUGGUGCCUGGGGAUGAGGAGGGAACCACAACCACCUCCACCAUCACCACCACCACUGUCACCACGCUGCAGGGGCCAGCUCCCUGUAACCGGACGCUGGCGGGUCCUGAGGGUUGGUUGGUGUCCCCGGAGCCAGCUGGUGUCCCCUAUGAUGGCAGCCUGGACUGCACCUACACCAUCUCUGUUUACCCUGGCUAUGGUGUGGAGCUCAAGGUGGAGAACAUCAGCCUGGCAGAGGGGGAGACGCUGACAGUGGAGAGUGCAGGAGGCCUGGAGCCCAUCCUCCUGGCCAACGAGUCCUUCCUGCUGCGGGGCCAGGUCAUCCGCAGCCCAGCCAACCUCCUCACCCUCCGCUUCCAGAGUCCCCGGCCCCCCAGCCCUGGAUCCUACCACUUUCACUACCAAGCCUACCUGCUGAGCUGCCCCUUCCCGGCACGGCCGGCUUUCGGGGAGGUCUCUGUCAGCAGCCUGCACCCCGGUGGGGACGCCCGCUUCCGCUGCACCACGGGGUACCAGCUGCAGGGUGCCCGCCGGCUGCUCUGCCGCAACGCCACCCGCCCCUUCUGGAGCGCCCGUGAGCCCCUCUGCCUCGCUGCGUGCGGCGGGGUAGUCCGGAAUGCCACAGUGGGACGCAUCGUCUCGCCCGGCUUCCCUGGGAACUACAGCAACAACCUGACAUGCCACUGGCUACUGGAGGCGCCUGAUGGCCACCGCCUGCACCUCCACUUUGAGAAGGUGUCGCUGGCAGAGGACGAUGACAGGCUCAUCAUCCGCAAUGGCAACAACGUGGAGGCACCACCAGUGUACGACUCCUACGAGGUGGAGUACCUGCCCAUCGAGGGGCUGCUCAGCACUGGGCGCCACUUCUUCGUGGAGCUCACCACCGACAGCAGCGGGGCUGCUGCGGGCAUGGCACUGCGCUAUGAGGCCUUCGAGCAGGGGCAUUGCUAUGAGCCCUUCGUCAAGUAUGGGAACUUCACGGCCAGCGAUCCCCGGUACCCUGUGGGCACCACAGUGGAAUUCAGCUGUGACCCCGGCUACACGCUGGAGCAGGGCUCCACCAUCAUCGAGUGCGUUGACCCCAGUGACCCCCAGUGGAACGAGACAGAACCAGCUUGCCGUGCGGUGUGCAGCGGGGAGCUGACAGACACAGCUGGUGUGGUGCUGUCACCCAACUGGCCAGAGGCGUAUGGCAAGGGCCAGGACUGCAUCUGGGGGCUGCACGUGGAGGAGGACAAGCGCAUCAUGCUGGAUGUCCGCGUGCUGCGGCUUGGCUCGGGGGACAUGCUGACCUUCUAUGACGGGGACGACCUGACGGCGCGAAUCCUGGGCCAGUACACGGGUGCCCGCGGACGCUUCAAGCUUUACGCCUCCACCGCUGACGUCACCGUCCAGUUCCAGUCUGACCCCGGUGCCGGCCCCUUCGCCUAUCGACAGGGCUUUGUCAUCCACUUUUCUGAGGUCCCCCGCAACGACACCUGCCCCGAGCUGCCAGAAAUUGCCAAUGGCUGGAAGACGUCCUCGCAGCCGGAGCUUCUCCAUGGCACUGUGGUCACCUUCCAUUGCUACCCUGGCUUCCAGCUGACCGGCACUGACCUCCUGAUGUGCCACUGGGACCUGACGUGGAGUGGUGACCUGCCCUCCUGCGAGCGGGUGACAACCUGCCGGGAC
Molecule: messenger RNA, 1965 nt
Organism: Manacus vitellinus (golden-collared manakin)
Lineage: Eukaryota; Metazoa; Chordata; Aves; Passeriformes; Pipridae
Gene: SEZ6
Product: seizure related 6 homolog
Exons: 12
Biological process (GO): regulation of dendrite development; synapse maturation
Cellular component (GO): dendritic shaft; neuronal cell body; dendritic spine
Source: RefSeq, a predicted model, not a curated record